CGCAGAGUUAUCUACCCUUGUUAAAUAUCCGGCAUGACUUUCGAGGAAGAUUGACAUAAGAAAUUUAUACUUGAAAUAUGUCUAGCAAAAUGUCAAGAUGUCCACAUGUGGUUUCAGUUGAUAGUGUUACAUGGGAGGAACUUCGAACGAAAAGCAAGACCCAACAAGAAUGUUUUACCUGCGGUGUGAAAGUCAGCAAUCUAUGGCUGUGCUUAGUAGGAGCUUGUCAACACAUUGGUUGUGGAGAAUCAUCUAAAGAUCACAGCUCUGCUCAUGCUAAGGACAAGAAACACAGUUUGACUAUAAAUUUGAGUUCUAUGAGAGUAUGGUGUUAUGAAUGUGAAACAGAAGUCCUCCAUGACAAGAAUAUCCCAAGUUUUAUAAUUCCUGAAAAUUCAGCUAGUAUGUUAAAGAUAAAAAAAAUGGAUGAUGUAAGACAGGAGUUAAAUUCUGUCAAUAGUUCACCUCAGAGAAGUUUAUCAGGUGGUGAUGAAACUGAAUCUGAGGAUGAAGGAGAUGGCAGACCUAGGGGUUUGACUGGGUUGAAGAAUUUAGGUAACACCUGUUAUUUGAACGCAGCUGUACAAGCAUUAUCCAACUGUCCUCCUCUAACAAGAUUCUUCCUUGACUGUCAAGGAUUUAUCAAACCAGAAAAGUCUCCUAUGUUAUCUAAACAAUACCUAAAACUGGUAACAGAGCUGUGGAGCAAAAGGAGACCCAGUUACACUAUUCCUAGUGGUGUAGUAAAUGGUAUCAAGAUAGUUCAUCCAAUGUUUCGAGGAUAUUCACAACAGGAUGCACAAGAGUUUUUAAGGUGUUUUAUGGACCAAAUUCAUGAAGAAUUAAAGCAACCCCUUCCUCUUACUGAAUUAGACAUAGAAGAACAACAUGAACAAAGUGACAAAGAACAUCAAAGUGACCAUGAAGAUAAAUUUCAGACCAGAACAUCAUUUCUAAGACAUGAUAGACAGAUAUCCGUUGACUCAUCAAUUAGCAGUCAGUCAGAUGAGUUCUAUGAAACCUGUGAUUCUGUUACUAGCGGAAACACAGCCUCGUCAAAUGAAAAUUCUGCAAGUAUUGAAACAAUUGAUACAAGUAACAAUUUAAGUAAAAUUAAAGCUAGUCAAAAACCAAAAUCGGGAAAAAAUAAUGAGGAAUGUGCUAUUGAUGACAGUCAAAAAUCUAAUAAAGAGAAAAAAGAUUUUACUAAUGAAAGGAUAGCCAUGACAAAAAAUGAAGAAGUGGAAAGCAGCACAGAUAGAUGCCAGGAAGUCAGAUCUCCUUGGAUACAACACAAAAGUGACCCAGACUUGUCAAAAAUGAAUUCUGUUCCCAGAAGAGGGAAGCGGAAAAAUAUACAAUAUCAGAGUGUAAUAUCAGACAUAUUUGAUGGCAGAAUACUUAGUUCAGUACAGUGUUUGACUUGUGAGAGGAUUUCAACAACCAAGGAAACUUUCCAAGACCUGUCAUUACCCAUCCCAAGUAAAGACCAGAUAUUUGUAUUACAUUCUAACUCACAAGGAAGUCCAAUUAAGGGAGGCACCUGUGGGGAGGCUAAUCAGAGCUGGAUGACUUGGGUAAUGACUUGGAUGAAAAGUUGGUUUGUUGGACCUGCAAUAACUUUACAAGACUGUUUGGCAGCUUUCUUCUCAGCUGAUGAGUUGAAAGGAGACAAUAUGUACAGCUGUGAAAAAUGUAAAAAACUCAGAAAUGGAAUCAAGUUCUCAAGGGUAAUGGUAUUGCCAGAGAUCUUGACAGUUCAUUUGAAAAGAUUUCGUCAUGAGUUUUAUUCAACAAAGAUAUCUACCUAUGUAGCCUUUCCACUAGAUAGUCUUGAUCUCAAACCAUUUUUGCACAAAGACUGUACUUCAGAAGUGACAAUGUAUGAUUUGACGGGAGUCAUAUGCCACCACGGAUCUGAUGGAUCUGGCCAUUACACAGCCUAUUGUUUGAAUUAUGUCAAUGAGCAGUGGUAUGAGUUUGAUGAUACAUAUGUGACAGAGGUGGAUAUUAACCAGGUCAUGAACUGUGAAGCUUAUGUCUUGUUCUAUAGGAAGAGAAAUGAUCAAAUGGUAUCACUCAGACAGAAGGGAAUGAGACUGAUAGAAGCACAGGAACCAAGUCUGAUGCAGUUCUUUAUUUCCAAACAAUGGAUAAACAGAUUUAAUACAUUUGCUGAGCCAGGACCCAUCAGUAAUCAUGACUUUCUUUGUAGACAUGGAGGUGUUCCACCUCAUAAAGUAGAAUAUGUACAGGAACAAGCUAUACCAUUUAAUCAGGCACUUUGGGAGUUUUUGUACAGCAAGUUUGGUGGUGGUCCAGUCUGCAAUCAUUUGUACGCCUGUCAGUCUUGUCAAAGAGAACUGGAUCAAUUAAAACAAAGACAACAGUUGGAAAUGGAAACAUUCAUUGAAUUGAAUGAGAAAUUUAAAGAUGAAGACAAUCCAAAUGUUUUAUAUGCCAUUAGCAUGUCUUGGUUUAAAGAUUGGGAGAACUUUGUCAGAGGCAAAAUGGACACACCACCAGGACAGAUUGACAAUUCCAGGAUUACAAAUAAUAAGCAAGGUCAGAUGACACUGAAGGUCAACUCUGAUCAUGGGCAGCUAUCAGAAGAAAUGUGGAAAUUCUUAUUUAAUAUUUAUGGAGGAGGACCAGAGUUAGUAAUCAAACAACAAACACCAUCACCAGUAAAGACGGCAAGGUCAGCGUCUCCUGUCAGGACAUCAUGCUCGUCUCCCGUCACACGGUCAGCUUCAAUGGAAAGCAAAACAUCUAGAUCAAAGGAUUCAGGGAUUGAGUCUAGCUCACAAAGAUCAGAAAGUUCAGUGAAAGAAGAGACAUCUGAGUUGACUGUACAAAAUGAAAGUUGAAGGUUUUCUAGUCUAUUAACGUUGAAUUUUAAUACAUUUGUUAUUUUUUAUUGUGCAUACUUCAAAAUGUAUAUACAUUGCAGUAUUUUGAAAUCCAUCUGUGUUCUGAUGAAAUCCUGUAGAUUAAAUCACAUGAAACUUGUUAUGCAACCACAAUGAUUUUAGUCACCCUAUAAAGCUGUUCUUGUAGUUGUAAUCUGUAUUUAUUUUAAUGAUGAAGGUUAUUGUGAAGAAAUUGUUUGUAAACUUGGCCUAUUCAUGUUAAGUUUGUGAGUGAGUUUGGACAGUUUACACAUAAAUUAAACUUCCAUACAUAUAACUUUAAUUACUUAUAAUUCCAAAAGAAUGCAUGGAAAAUCAUUUCCAUAUCAAAAUUUCAUCAGCACUUACAGUGCCUGUGUUAGAAUUAAUACUUUUCAUGUCAAGGGAUUAUACAUUUUAGGGUUGUAAUGCUGUACGCCAAUGAAAUAAGAUUUAACAUACAUCAUUUCAAUUUGUUUUCAUUUGUUUUAUAGGGUAACUUUGUUCUAGUUGAUUUAUCCUUUCUAAAGUUAAUUAUUUGUCUUUGAUACAAACCAAAGAAUUGGAUUGCCUUUGGAGUUUAUUUCAGAAAAGGAGGAAAAGAAAUAAUCAUUGGCAUUUUUCAUGUUCUUGAUGAUCAUUUAUUCUUCAUUUUAUUCCAUGAUUUCUUUAUAAAAAUUUCUGUCUAUUGUGAAAUAAGAUUUGUUGUAGCAUUUUAUCGCCGAAAGAUAUAGAAAACCAAUUUGUGUUGAUGCCAUAAGUCCUUUUAAUCUAUGAGUGUUUUGAUGGGGAUUAUAAUGGCAAAAAGGUGUAGAAUUUUAAAAGAGCAGUGCUUGUUUUUUUAUAAUUCUGGUAUGCCUUGUACAUGUAUAUGUCGGUAAAAGCAUAAUAGAGCUGAUGUAAUGUCAUUAUGCCGACUCUAAAGUUUUUUUAUUAAUUAUUUUUUUAUAAAAGGGAAACAACUUGUACUUUAAAUAAGUUUAGAUUCACAAAUGUAAUACAUGUAUUGCUAUUGAGUGCUCCAUUUUAGACAGUGGGAUUUCAAUAACAGUUAAGUUUCUUUUGACAGAAUAGUAUACUGCUUUUAGGGGAAAAUGGCACUUUUGCAGAUUUUGUUAAAUUUUCAGCUAGCUUUCACUCAUUUCUUCAUAAUAAAUAUUUAAGACAAGGGAGGUGAAAUGGGGACCUUGAAAUGUGAUGGUCCUUUUGCAUGUUCUAUAUGUCAUGGGGAAAGCUUGUUUAAAAUCUGCAGAUUUACAAUUAUUAGAAAUUGAAAUAAAAUAAUGGUUUAAUAACCGAAUGAUCAUCAUGCAACAAGUCUGUUUUUGACCAUACAUAUGGGAUUAUGUGAUAAUCAUAUACUCUUUGAUAAAUGAAUAGUAAGUAACCUGUUAAUACUUUAGUUUUAUCUAUACUUUUAAUGUUCAUCUCUUUAAACAAUGAUUGCAACAUUUGAAAUUCAAGAAUAUAAUUCAUAUUAUGUUGAAAAUUAUGUCCUUUCUUCCAUCCUAUUUUUGGUUUUGCUGCAUAUUCUCCAUGACAUGAUUAAAAACCUGAAAAGUUACUUCUAACAAACAAAUAAACUCCUUCAUAAACAUGUUAACAUUGAAAAUAAAGUUAAUGUAAUCCUUGCAUUUCAGCAUGAUCAAAAAUACACUUAUUUAAGCGUCAUAACAACGCACUUUAGCGUUAAAACAACACAUUUUUGCAUCAGAACAAUGCACUUUUGCAUGACCAUCUUGGUUCAGUGUCCUGCAAAUAUAUAUAUAUAUAUAGACAAACAAACAUUGUGCAAGAACUGAUGAAAAACAGCUUUCUUUUUAAAAUAAGAAUGAUUAUUUUACAUCAUUUUCUAUUUUUUUUUAGAGGAGGGGCUAGAAUGUAGGAUUGUACAUGAACUGAAUACAUUUAACUUCUGUACAUAAUGGGUUUCAUUUUGUUUUUAUAUAAUGUUUCUAAGUACCUUAAUAUUUGUUACUAGAUUAGACAUCACUUUUAUGUCUUUAAAUGUGAAUUUUUAAGUUUGAAUGUAUGUUAUUUAUUUAUUUAUUAAUUAAAUGUAUAUAGAAAUAAUGUUUUUGAUGUAAAUUUAUAGGAUUGAUAUAUUCCUCAUUAGAUUUAGCCUACCCUCAGUUUUACAAGUUCAAUUUUGAUAUUGCCAUUAUUUAAGUUCCAGUUUUUAUUUUUCUAAAAACUUGUCAAAUUCUUCUUUAAAUACAGAGCCCUAUUAUAAAACAAUUUAACCUGAAUCUUUUUUCUAUCCAUUGAUAAAGCAUUUUAGAUUGAGAAAAGUCUUUUAUUUUUACAAAAUAUUUACUUGUGUAUUUGCAUAGUCCAUCAAGCAGAAUCAACGAGUAUCUCCAAAUUUAAUAUAUGGUCACCUUUAUGCAAAUCUUUCAAGAUUUUUUGGUAUCAUUUUCUGUGGCAAUCAAUAUUUAACCGUACACUGCUUAAGUUUUCUUUUAAGGGGGUUCGCGGGUCUAAAUCAUUUAUAUAGGAUUUCUCUAUAUUUUUCUAUAAAUGAACUUUAUCUUAUAGUAAAUAGAAAAAUAAAUAAAAAAGUGGGGUCACCGUUCAUUUGCGCUCACAAUCUGCCUUCAAAAGAAGCAUACAUUUUUGUAAAGGUGUUUUUUUUCUGUUGAAGUAAUAGAAGAAAUAAAGGUAAUAUCAAAAUAAAAAAAGGAAUUUAUUACAGAAAUCGCUCAAAUUUUACAAUAAUUUAGUUUAAGUACAGCUUAUAUGGAAAAUAUAUUAAAAAAUAUAGGUCACCGAAGAGUUAAAAAAGAUAUUUCAAUUAUAAAGCAAAAAAAUGGCAUUUUUCUACCAAAGGGAGACAAUUUGGAACUUUUUCAAUAAUGUAUACAUUUUAAAAGUCAUCUGGGAUCAACACGAAUUGAUUGUUUUGAAUGAUUUUUGUACCAUAUGAUAAAGUAAAAACCACAAAAGGUAAUAAAUAAAAUUUGUAAUGAAAAACAAACACUUAAUUUUUUUCUUAAACUUUUAUACCCUCGAGCCUCCUUAAAGUAUUUCAAACUUUUGAGGAUAUUCUGUAAACUUUCCUGAGGAUUUAAGCUUUUGUUAUUUUCAGUUACUUGAGUAAUAAAUCUAUGGAAAAUAUGCUAUUUUUCAAGUGUCAAAACUCAAGUAAAUCUUUAGUGAUGUUCUUUAAACCUGACCAUAAAUUAUGAGGAAUGAAUUUCUGUUUAUAUAAUAGUGAUUUUACAUUUUGGUUUUCCAGAGACAUGUGGCUCAAAUCUAAUAAUAAAAAUUGGAAAGUUUUCUUGCCUUGCACUAAAUUGAGUUUGCUACAAAUGAUUUACUUAAACUUUACUUUCUCCAUGGAAACCCUAUUGGUUAUAAGUUGACAAGGAAAUGUUCUAUUCAACAGUCAUAAUGGUUACAAUCAUAAUAAAUAAAUGUUACAUUGUA
Molecule: messenger RNA, 6320 nt
Organism: Mytilus trossulus (common blue mussel)
Lineage: Eukaryota; Metazoa; Mollusca; Bivalvia; Mytilida; Mytilidae
Product: ubiquitin carboxyl-terminal hydrolase 20-like
Exons: 22
Coding region: 78-2870 (930 amino acids)
Biological process (GO): protein deubiquitination
Cellular component (GO): cytoplasm
Molecular function (GO): zinc ion binding; cysteine-type deubiquitinase activity
Source: RefSeq, a predicted model, not a curated record